AUGGGCUCCGUCUCCUCAGCGCUGGCGCGGUCCCGGUCCCGCAACGCCGUGGUGCAGUUGGGCUCGUCGCCACCGCCCCAGCCCGAGGCGCCUCCGGCUGCCCUCGCUGCUCGCGGAGACCGUUUUGUGCUCCACAAGACCGGGAGGCUUGGAACAGGGUGUGGAGAGGCGGCCACCCUGCCUGCAGCCUGGGAGUCUCAGCGGGUAGCGCCGAGCCCGGAGGGGCGCGCGAAGUUGGCGAGUCCGGAGCUGUCCCCGGUGCUGAACAGUGACGAGAGUAUGCCUCAGUCCCAGCUGUCUCGAAGCCCCAGCGCUGCGGUUGCAAAUGAAGCCGGAGAUAAGACUGCCAGGCCACUUGCCCGCUUCUCCCGAUCUAAGUCGCAGAACUGUCUGUGGAACUCCCUCAUCGAUGGGCUCACAGGGAAUGUCAAGGAGAAGCCACGGCCUACAAUUGUCCAUGACCCCCGGCCACCUGAGGAAAUCCUUGCUGAUGAAUUGCCUCAGCUCGAUAGCCCGGAAGCCUUGGUGAAAACGUCCUUCAGGUUACGAUCUUUGGUCAAACAAUUAGAGAGAGGGGAGGCUUCAGUGGUAGAUCUCAAGAAGAAUUUGGAAUAUGCAGCCUCUGUGCUUGAAUCUGUGUACAUUGAUGAAACCAGGCGACUCCUGGAUACAGAAGAUGAGCUCAGUGACAUUCAGUCAGAUGCAGUGCCUUCUGAGGUCCGAGACUGGCUGGCCUCCACCUUCACGCGGCAGAUGGGGAUGAUGCUCAGAAGAAGCGAGGAGAAGCCGCGGUUCAAGAGCAUCGUCCAUGCAGUACAGGCUGGGAUAUUUGUGGAGAGAAUGUAUAGACGGACAUCAAACAUGGUUGGACUGAGCUAUCCACCAGCUGUUAUUGAAGCAUUGAAGGAUGUGGACAAAUGGUCUUUUGAUGUCUUUUCCCUCAAUGAAGCCAGUGGGGACCAUGCACUGAAAUUCAUUUUCUAUGAGUUACUCACUCGCUAUGAUCUGAUCAGCCGUUUCAAGAUCCCCAUUUCUGCACUUGUCUCAUUUGUGGAGGCCCUGGAAGUGGGAUACAGCAAGCACAAAAAUCCUUACCACAAUUUGAUGCAUGCUGCUGACGUCACACAGACUGUGCAUUACCUUCUCUAUAAGACAGGAGUAGCGAACUGGCUGACGGAGCUGGAGAUCUUUGCUAUAAUCUUCUCAGCUGCCAUCCAUGACUACGAGCACACCGGAACCACCAACAAUUUCCACAUUCAGACCCGGUCUGACCCAGCAAUUCUGUACAAUGAUAGGUCUGUUUUAGAAAAUCACCAUUUAAGUGCAGCGUAUCGCCUUCUGCAGGAGGAUGAGGAAAUGAAUAUUUUGAUCAACCUCUCAAAGGAUGACUGGAGGGAAUUUCGGACCUUGGUAAUUGAGAUGGUGAUGGCCACAGAUAUGUCCUGUCAUUUUCAGCAAAUCAAAGCAAUGAAGACUGCUCUUCAACAGCCAGAAGCAAUUGAAAAGCCAAAAGCAUUAUCCUUGAUGUUGCACACGGCAGACAUCAGCCAUCCAGCAAAAGCAUGGGAGCUCCACCAUCGCUGGACCAUGUCGCUCCUGGAGGAGUUCUUCAGACAGGGCGAUAGAGAAGCAGAGCUGGGUCUGCCUUUUUCUCCUUUGUGUGAUCGGAAGUCCACCAUGGUUGCCCAGUCGCAAGUAGGUUUCAUUGAUUUCAUUGUGGAGCCCACCUUCACUGUGCUCACAGACAUGACCGAAAAGAUCGUGAGUCCACUGAUUGAUGAACCCUCUCAAACUGGGGGCACCGGGCAGAGGCGUUCAAGUUUGAACAACAUCAGUUCAACAGAUGCAAAGCGAUCAGGUGUCAAGAGCUCUGGCUCUGAAGGAAGUGCCCCAAUCAACAACCCUGUCAUCCCUGUUGACUAUAAGAGUUUCAAAGCCACUUGGACUGAGGUGGUGCACAUUAACCGGGAGAGAUGGAGGGCCAAGGUGCCCAAAGAGGAGAAAGCCAAGAAGGAAGCGGAAGAAAAGGCUCGCCUGGCUGCAGAGGAGAAGCAAAAGGAAAUGCAAGCCAAAAGCCAAGCUGAAGAAGGCGCAUCUGGCAAAGCUGAGGAGACGACAUCUGGGGAAGCUAAGAAUCAAGUCGACGGAACCCGAACAAAUAAAAGCAACAACCCUCAUGGGAAAAAUUCCAAAACUGAGAAGUCAUCGGGAGAAAAGCAGCAGAAUGGUGACUUGAAAGAUGGUAAAAAUAAGACAGGCAAGAAGGAUCAAUCUGACGUCGGAAAUGAUUCAAAGAAAACAGAUGGCACAAAGAAGCGUUCUCAGGGCUCACCUGCCCCAAGCACUAGCUCCACGAGUCACCUUACCUUGCCAGGGGACUACGGAUAAAUGUCCAGCCAGAGGAUUCCUCAGAAGAGAACUGACCAGCCCUGAGGUCUGAAGACAUUUUAGGAAGCUUAUGUGGUUUAU
Budorcas taxicolor (takin) is the source of this 2469-nucleotide messenger RNA. RefSeq names its product phosphodiesterase 1C (gene PDE1C). Lineage: Eukaryota; Metazoa; Chordata; Mammalia; Artiodactyla; Bovidae. The record is from RefSeq and is a predicted model, not a curated record. Gene Ontology annotation, biological process: signal transduction. Gene Ontology annotation, molecular function: 3',5'-cyclic-nucleotide phosphodiesterase activity. The transcript is spliced from 19 exons. Bases 1 to 2388 code for a protein of 795 amino acids.